Messenger RNA from Trichoderma harzianum CBS 226.95, 1656 nucleotides. RefSeq lists its product as hypothetical. The record is from RefSeq and is a predicted model, not a curated record. The transcript has 4 exons. Gene Ontology annotation, biological process: metal ion transport; transmembrane transport. NCBI's taxonomy places the organism in Eukaryota, Fungi, Ascomycota, Sordariomycetes, Hypocreales, Hypocreaceae. Gene Ontology annotation, cellular component: membrane. Gene Ontology annotation, molecular function: metal ion transmembrane transporter activity. The coding region runs from base 1 to 1656 and encodes 551 amino acids.
AUGAAGGAUUCAUUGAUCGUAAAUAAAUCUACAGACGAGGCGCAUCAAGUCGCCGCUGUGAAAUAUGCAAAGCUAGUCAGCGAAUUUGCGAACCUACCCGACGGCCGAGGAGCGAACCAUGAGAUACUUCGGCGAUUCCUCGAGAGGUUGCUAUCACAUGCAUCAGCUUCAAAGAAUCUUUCUCGUCAUGAAGAGCGCUUUGCGCUUGCGUAUACGUUUGACAAGGAUGAUGAGAAGCUUGAAAAGGUGUGGACGCUCAGCUGUGCCAUAGAAUACGAAUCAUGCUUUGACUUUGCAAACAAGACGGAUUCAGAGACCUUUAAAUCUUUGGGCAGGCUGCUCUUUCUUCGUGGUUUUCCUUCUGCGGAGUGGCUGAGCCUUAUUGGCGCUAGAUAUAAAGUUGAUUCGGAAUUCUUCAUGCGAUUUCUGCAUUUCAAGCCAGCUAAAGGAACUACCGUCAACUAUUCUCUUCCAGCUCUACCAGCAGCAACAUGGAACAUUCUCGAGCUUCCGAUAAUAACGAUCGGGGAAAGAAAAGUCCUCCCAGGAUUUGUACACCAGGCUGAUAUAGAUAACAUGCGCAAGGAAGCGAGAUUAAAAAUUCAAGAGCACCAUGAUCUUCUACGCGGACACGAAAUUACGGUGGCUUCUUCUAUAGUCAGAGACGUUGCUAUUAUUGAUCACAAUAGUUUUGCUCUCGAACAAUGUAUCUGGAUUUGUCUCCAGCCUCUUACAAGAAAAAACGCCGAAGAUUCUCAAUGGACACUUCUUGUGUGGACAGAUGCAGGGCGUACACCAAGCGUCAAGUCUAUCUUAGACUUAAAGGUCCUUCCAGAAGCGUUCCAGAACAAUGCAACAUCUCUAGCGCCCGUCAUCGACUACAAACCCGGUACAGGUCUCGCAGCUCAGCAAUAUACUUCCCAUGGACAUUUACACUCUAUUGGGGGUGCAGAGGCAGCAUCACAACUUUGUGUUGGAUAUGGUCGGACUUUGUAUACGGAUGUCAUGGCAACAGACCCACUCUACGCCCUGACCGAAGUAUUUAAUAUUACUACAGCCUCAGUAAAUCAGUAUCUAAAUCUUGUCGAGCACAAGUUGGCUGGAUUCACCGACGAUGAGCACUACGAUAAUUUCGACAUGCUAUCCAACCUAAGAUACAGUAAAGACAUACUAUAUCGACAGCAACGACAACUUGAGCAGGUCAAUGCUUGGCUGAAGCUUUAUCAACUACAUGGUGGAACUGGCUGGCGCACAACUAACCAGGAAGAUCCCAAAGCAGCUCAGGCGGUGACAUCAGUCGUUCAGCGAUACGAGUAUCUCCAGACACGAGUUAGAACAUUGCAAGCUCAAUGUCAAGAUGCUAUCUCUAGUCUUAUGAAUAGCAUCAACUUAAAGGAGAUAAAGAAUUCUUACGAACAAUCUAAACGUAUCGGCAAACUCACCUUCCUGGCUUUCGCGUUUGCACCACUGUCGUUUACGACAUCCUUCUUCGCCAUGAACAUAGGUUUGAAAGACCUCUCGCUUAAAACCUGGUUUGCAGCAACAAUUAUGCUAGUGAGCGUAACCUUUUUCCCCAUGAUAUUUGACGUUAUGGGCUGGGUUAAGAAUUUACAAAAGAAACUGUGCGAUGUGUGGAGGAAGGCGCGGUAUAUUUAA